Messenger RNA from Nerophis lumbriciformis (worm pipefish), 8982 nucleotides. The record is from RefSeq and is a predicted model, not a curated record. NCBI's taxonomy places the organism in Eukaryota, Metazoa, Chordata, Actinopteri, Syngnathiformes, Syngnathidae.
AUGCAGUUCGUUAAGUUGGAUUUUAUACUUCUUUUCUGCUGGUGGAAGUUGGUUCCGCUGGUGUCCAGUUACGCGGUUCACCUCGGCGAGGACGCCCGGCCGAGGACGGUGCUGGCCGGCGUGGAGCAGCGCGCGCGAUGCGCUCUUGAUCAGGUGCUCGCCCCCAAAGCCACCGAGCGCUUCUUAGACACAGACCCUGCGACGGGAACCGUUUACCUUUCCGACUCUAUAAAGUGCGCCUGGCUGCGCUCCAACCCGUUUACGCUUUAUAUUGUGUCGGACUGCGUGGACUCCGUGGGUUCCGGCUACCGGCAUCUCAUUACCAGCCGCUAUGACGUCCACGUCCACGGGAGAAACUGCAUUAAGAAACCUACAAAGAAAGCGGAGUGGGACAUGGAGGUGCUGAGUAUAUUCAUCAAGCCCGCACAGUGUCACCAAGCAGGCUUUGCUUUAUUUCCAGUCAGGGGGCUCCUACCUGGAGAGCCCACCCGCUGCCGGGUCACCAGCCGAGGUCACUUUUACUUCUCUGACGGGGACUUGUUUGUGUCUGAGACUCUGUGCUGGAGCCAAGACACGCUUUUGGAGUUGGACCUGCUCUGCGAUGUCCUGGUAGGUGACGGUUCCACUCGUGUUGACCCCAUCUUCAUCCACUGGCGUGUGGGACAGGGUCCCUUUCUUCAAGGCCACAUCAAAAAGCUACUCGAAAAGACAACUCGCACCAACAUGGGAAUUGUGGGCAGGAGAAGGAGAAGCAUCAACAGCAGUCCUCAGUUUCAGCCCCCGAUGUACCAGGUGUUAGUGGCGGAAAACAAGCCAGCUGGGACUUCUGUUGUUAUUUUAAAAGCAGUGGAUGCAGACGAGGGCGAAGCGGGCCGGCUGGAGUAUUUUAUUGAGGCUCUCUUUGACAGCCGCUCCAAUAACCUUUUUGCUGUGGAUCCGGCCAGUGGGGCCGUGUCUACAGUGGAAGUGCUGGAUCGUGAGACGAAAGAAACCCACGUGUUCCGCGUGACAGCAGUGGACCAUGGGACGCCACGACGCACGGCCAUGGCCACGCUCACCGUCACAGUCAGUGACACUAAUGACCAUGAUCCCGUUUUUGAGCAGCAGGACUAUAAGGAGAGCAUCAGGGAGAAUCUGGAGAUUGGCUACGAAGUAUUGACUGUGAGGGCCACUGAUGGCGACGCACCUGUUAACGGUAACAUCCUUUAUCAAAUUCUUAAUAGUAAUGGAUCAAAUGAUGUCUUUGAGAUUGACGCCAGGUCUGGUGUUAUUCGCACCAAAGGCCUUGUAGACAGGGAGGCAGUUGAUGCCUAUAUGUUGUUAGUCCAGGCAAAUGACCAAGGCCGUGAGCCCGGACCCCGUAGUGCCACAGCUACUGUUUAUAUUGUGGUAGAAGAUGACAAUGACAAUGCUCCCCAGUUUAGUGAGAAACGCUACAUUGUCCAAGUGCCUGAGGACUUAGCCCCUAAUACUGAAAUCAUGCAGGUGACAGCCACAGAUCAGGACAGGGGGAGCAACGCUAUGGUCCACUUUAGCAUCAUGAGUGGCAACUCCAGGGGGCAGUUUUAUAUUGAUGCCCAAACUGGUAAAAUGGACCUGGUGAGUCAUCUAGAUUACGAGGCAAGCAAAGAAUACACUUUAAGAAUCCGAGCUCAAGAUGGAGGCCGUCCCCCUCUUUCCAACAUCAGUGGCCUGGUCACAGUGCAGGUGCUGGAUGUUAAUGACAAUGCCCCAAUUUUUGUGAGCACACCAUUUCAAGCCACUGUUUUGGAGAAUGUACCGCUAGGCUACUCAAUCAUCCACAUCCAAGCUGUGGAUGCAGACUCUGGCGACAACUCCAGGCUGGACUAUCGGCUCACUGAAACCAUGCCGGACUUCCCUUUCACCAUCAACAACAGUACAGGGUGGAUUGUAGUGGCAGCUGAACUGGAUAGGGAGAGUGUUGAUUUUUACAACUUUGGAGUGGAGGCCCGAGAUCACGGCUACCCUCCCAUGUCCUCCUCCGCCAGCAUUAGCAUGACCAUUCUUGAUGUAAAUGACAACAACCCAGAGUUCACCCAAAAAGCGUACUAUAUGCGACUGAAUGAGGAUGCGGCUGUGGGGACCAGUGUGGUGACGGUGUCUGCUGUGGACCAGGAUAUAAACAGUGUGGUGACAUACCAGAUAUCCAAUGGAAACACUCGCAACAGGUUCUCCAUCACAAGUCAGAGUGGAGGUGGGCUUAUCACGCUAGCGCUGCCUUUAGAUUAUAAACUAGAGCGCCAGUAUGUACUGACUGUGACUGCAAGUGAUGGUACACUGUUUGACACGGCAAAAGUGUUUGUGAACGUUACUGAUGCCAACACACACCGGCCCGUGUUCCAGAGCUCCCAUUACACAGUCAACAUCAAUGAGGACAGGCCAAUGGGCACCACGGUUGUCCUAAUAAGUGCCACGGAUGAAGAUACAGGAGAAAAUGCCCGCAUCACUUAUUUUAUGGAUGACAGCAUCCCUCAGUUUGACAUCGAUCCUGACACGGGUGCCGUCACCACACUGAUGGAACUGGAUUACGAAGACCAGGUUUCCUACACAUUGGCCAUCACUGCCCGUGACAACGGCAUCCCGCAGAAGUCUGACACAACCUACCUGGAGAUACUGGUGAACGACGUAAACGACAACUCGCCACGUUUCCUCAGAGACAAUUACCUGGGCUCUGUGAUGGAAGACGUGCCUGUCUUCACAAGCGUGGUCCAGGUGUCAGCCACUGAUCGAGACUCUGGCCUUAACGGGCGCGUCUUCUACACCUUCCAGGGUGGUGACGACGGGGAUGGAGACUUCAUUAUCGAAUCCACCUCUGGUAUUGUUCGCACACUGCGCAGAUUAGAUCGAGAAAAUGUGCCUGUUUACAGCCUGCAAGCUUUUGCAGUGGAUAAAGGCAUUCCAGCAUUAAAAACACCAAUCAACAUACAAGUGACAAUUCUUGAUGUAAAUGACAACCCUCCUGUAUUUGAGAAAGAUGAGUUUGACAUUAUGGUAGAUGAAAACACCCCAAUUGGCCUUGUGGUUGCACUUAUUUCAGCAACAGACCCAGACGAAGGGAGUAAUGCUCAGAUUAUGUACCAGAUAGUGGAGGGAAACAUGCCAGAAAUGUUUCAGCUGGAUAUCUUCUCAGGAGAACUGACAUCGCUAAUAGACUUGGACUAUGAAAUGAGGUCUGAAUACAUCAUAGUGGUCCAGGCAACCUCAGCCCCCCUUGUCAGCCGGGCUACAGUCCAUGUCAAACUCGUGGACAAGAACGACAACGUGCCUGUGCUUAAAAACUUCAAGAUCAUCUUCAACAACUAUGUGACGGACAAAUCCAGCAGCUUCCCAGCAGGAGUGAUCGGUCGCAUCCCCGCCCAUGACCCGGAUGUGUCGGACCAGCUUCACUACAGCUUUGAAGUGGGGAAUGAGUUGAACCUUGUGCUGCUGAACCAAACAACAGGGGAGAUCCAGCUCAGCCAGGCCCUGGAUAAUAACCGUCCCCUAGAGGCUUCAAUGCGAAUCUCAGUGUCAGAUGGUGUCCACUCUGUGUCGGCCCAGUGCCUUCUCCAGGUCACCAUCAUCACAGAUGAGAUGUUGUCCAACAGCAUCACACUGAGGCUGGCCAACACUUCUCAGGAGCACUUCCUCUCCCUACUGCUUGCUCAGUUCCUGGACGGUGUUGCACGCGUGCUCUCCGCAGCCCCGGAAGACGUCGUCAUUUUUAACAUUCAGGACGACACCGAUGUCAGCGCCCGAAUCCUGAACGUCAGCCUGUCCGUGGCCGUGCCCGGCGACGCCCCACAGCGGAGUUCGGGCCUCGGCCAGCGCAGAGAAGACGACACCAGAAGAGGAGCGGAAGGGGGCGGGCCGGAGUUUUUCGGUUCCGAGGAACUCCAGGAGAGGCUGUACCUAAACCGCAGCUUGCUGGCCCAAAUAUCCUCCCAGGAAGUUCUGCCCUUCGAUGACAACAUCUGCUUGCGGGAGCCCUGUGAGAACUACAUGAAGUGCGUUUCCGUGCUAAAGUUUGACAGCCUGGCCCCUUUUGUGGCAUCCGACACCAUCCUCUUCCGGCCCAUCCACCCCAUCGCUGGCCUACGCUGCCGCUGUCCCUCCGGGUUCACGGGAGACUACUGCGAGACCGAGAUCGACCUGUGCUACUCCAAACCCUGUGGCGCUCACGGCGUGUGUCGUAGCAGAGAGGGAGGCUUCACCUGUGAGUGCAUGGACGACUAUACAGGAGAGCGGUGCGAGCUGUCAUCACGCUCCGGCCGCUGUGCUGCAGGAGUCUGCAAGAACGGCGGCGUGUGUGUCAACCUCCUGGUGGGUGGCUUCAAGUGCGAUUGCCCUUCGGGCGGCUAUGAGAAGCCUUACUGCGAGAUGACCAUGCGAAACUUCCCCCCGAACUCCUUCCUCACCUUUAAAGGCCUCCGCCAGCGCUUCCACUUCACCGUCUCGCUCACAUUUGCUACUAAAGAGCCUAAUGGUUUAUUGUUGUACAAUGGUCGCUUCAAUGAGAAACACGACUUCAUUGCCAUGGAAAUUAUCAACGAGCAAAUUCAGGUCACCUUCUCGGCAGGUGAAACCAAGACCACCGUUUCACCUUUUGUUGUCGGCGGUGUGAGCGACGGCCAGUGGCAUGUGGUGGAGGUCAACUACUACAACAAGCCCAUUCUUAACCAGGCGGGUCUGCCGCAGGGUCCCUCCGAGCAGAAGGUUGUGGUUGUGACUGUUGACAACUGUGACAACCCUGUGGCUCUGAGGUUUGGUCACGUGAUUGGAAACUACACCUGCUCCGCGCAGGGAAGCCAAUCGGGAAGCAAAAAAUCACUGGACCUGACUGGUCCGCUGCUCCUCGGAGGAGUCCCCAAGCUCCCCGAGGACUUUCCUGUCCGCAACCACCAGUUUGUGGGCUGCAUGAAGAACUUGCGUGUGGACAACCAACGCGUCGACAUGGCAGGCUUCAUCGCUAACAACGGAACGAUGCCUGGAUGUUCUGCCAAAAGACACUUCUGUAACAACAACCCGUGCACAAAUGGAGGCACCUGCGUCAACCUGUGGGGAUCCUUCAGCUGUGAUUGUCCGCUUGGAUUCGGAGGAAGAAACUGUGAAAGAGUAAUGGCCAACCCACAGCGUUUCCUGGGCAACAGCUUGUUGCAGUGGAACAACCUGGCGACAGUGACGUCGGUCCCCUGGCACGUGGAGCUGAUGCUGCGUACCCGUCAGGCGAGCGCCAUGCUUCUGCACAUCUCCUCUGGCCUGCGGCACAACCUCACCCUGCAGCUACGUGGUGGGAGUGUGCUGAUGGGCCUGCACAGGGGGGAAGACUCCACACUUUCCCGCGUGGAGGAGGUGCUGGUAAACGAUGGCGACUGGCAUCAUUUGCAACUAGAUAUCAGCAGUUUGAGCGGGCCGGCGGGUCACCAUAAAGCGGUUCUAUCAGUCGAUCAUGGGUUUUACCUGGCCAGUAUGCAGGUGGAUGGGGAGUUGCAAGAGUCCAAGCUGAAGGCUGUGAGUGUUGGCGGUUUAGCGAAGCCCGAUGGGAAAAUUCAGCAUGGCUUCCAAGGAUGCAUACAAGGUCUGCGAGUCGGUGGGGCUCUGAGUUUGAGUCAGGCCAGGAAGGUGAACGUGGAGGUGGGCUGUAACGUGCCUGACCCCUGCGGCUCCAGCCCCUGUCCCGCCAACGGCUACUGCAGCGACGACUGGGACAGCUACUCGUGCACGUGCCGCUCUGGUUUCUACGGCACCAACUGCACAGAUGCGUGCACACUCAACCUGUGUGAGCACGAGUCCACUUGCACCAGAAAAACCAGCUCCCCCCGCGGUUACACAUGUGACUGUCCGCACAACUACUUUGGCCAUUACUGCGAGAAAAAGACUGACCUGCCUUGUCCCCGAGGUUGGUGGGGUCACAAGACCUGUGGUCCAUGUAACUGUCCAACUGAUCGUGGGUUUGAUUCAGAUUGUAACAAGACCAGCGGAGAGUGUCGCUGUAAGGACAAUCACUACCGUCCCGAAGGAAGCGACACAUGCCUGCUCUGCGACUGCUAUCCGGUGGGCUCCUUCUCCAGAACUUGCGAGCGCGAGAGCGGUCAGUGUCCGUGUAAAGCAGGCGUGAUCGGACGCCAGUGCGACCGCUGCGACAACCCCUUCGCCGAGGUUUCUUCUAACGGCUGCGAAGUCAUCUAUGACAGCUGCCCUCAGGCCAUCCAGGCUGGAAUCUGGUGGCCCAGGACCAAGUUUGGGCUCCCCGCAGCAGUCCCCUGCCCCAAGGGGACCAUGGGCACUGCCAUUCGCCACUGUGACGAGCACAAGGGUUGGCUGCCUCCUAAUCUCUUCAACUGCACGUCGGUCACCUUCAGCCAGCUGAGAGUGUUGUCUGAAAGGUUUUCCCAUAACGCAUCUCUGCUGGAUUCGAGCCGCGUCCAGCAGACAGCGGCCAUGUUGGCCAACGCCACAGUUCAUACAGAAAAGUACUACGGCAGCGAUGUGAAAGUGGCCUACGGCCUCACUCAGAGGCUGUUGCAGCACGAGAGCGAGCAGCAGGGAUUCAACCUUACGGCCACGCAGGACGUCCACUUCACCGAGAACCUGGUCCACGUGGGCAGUGCCAUUCUGUCUCCAGACACCCGACCACACUGGGAGUUGAUCCAGCAUACGGAAGGUGGCACGGCAGCACUGCUGCGCCGUUACGAGGAAUACGCCAACACUCUGGCGCAGAACAUGAGGAAGACAUACCUCAGCCCCUUCACCAUCGUCACGCCGCACAUUGUCAUCUCAGUGGACCGUCUGAAAAAGAUGAAUUUUGCCGGAGCCAAACUACCACGGUACCAGUCUCUGAGGGGCCCUCGUCCCACCGAUCUGGAGACUACCGUCACCCUGCCAGACUCAGUCUUCCGGCCGCCCGUGGACACCAAGAGCCGCAGGAACUUGGACAUUUUACCGGAAUCUUCGCCGAGAAACCGUUCCACCAACAGGAAGCGGCGCCACCCUGAUGUUGACGAGCCGGAUGCCGUCGCCAGCGUCAUCAUCUUCCACAGUCUGGCAUCUCUGCUACCUGAGAGCUACGACCCUGACAAGAGAAGUCUCCGCGUGCCAAAGCGUCCCGUGAUCAACACCCCCGUGGUGAGCAUCACAGUCCACGAUAACGACGAGCUGUUGAAGCAUCCGCUGGACAAACCCAUCACGGUGCAGUUCCGCCUUGUAGCCACCGAGGAGCGCUCCAAACCCAUUUGCGUCUUCUGGAACCACACCAUACUAGCUGGAAGGGGCGGCUGGUCAGCGAAAGGCUGCGAAGUGGUCUUUCGAAACAACACUCACAUUAGCUGUCAGUGUUAUCACAUGACUAGCUUUGCUGUGCUCAUGGACAUCUCCAGAAGGGAGAAUGGUGAGAUCCUGCCCAUCAAAAUCCUGUCGUGGAGCACCGUUGGCGUCACCCUGGGCUUCCUCUUCCUCACCACCGUAUUCCUGCUGUGUCUGAGAGCCAUGCAAUGCAACAAGACCAGCAUUGUGAACAACGGUGCCACCGCUCUCUUCCUGUCCGAGCUUGUCUUCAUCCUGGGAAUCAACCAGGCUGACAAUCCAUUUUUGUGCACGGUCAUCGCUAUCCUGCUGCACUUCUUCUACCUGUGCACUUUCUCAUGGCUUUUUCUGGAGGGCCUGCACGUCUACCGCAUGAUCAGUGAAGUGCGAGAUAUCAACUAUGGACCCAUGAGGUUCUACUAUCUGAUUGGCUGGGGAGUACCUGCCUUCAUCACAGGUUUGGCAGUAGGAUUGGACCCCGAAGGAUACGGCAACCCAGACUUUUGCUGGCUGUCCAUGUACGACACCCUCAUCUGGAGCUUUGCCGGACCUAUUGCCAUGGUGGUUUCGAUGAAUGUCUUCCUGUACAUCCUGUCGUCUAAGGCGUCGUGCUCACUCAAGCGCCAAAGCAUGGAGAAGAAGGAGCCUCGCGUGUCGGGCCUGAAAACGGCCGGUGGCGUCCUCUUCCUGGUUUCAGUCACGUGCUUCCUGGCUUUGCUUUCUGUCAACAGUGACAUGAUCAUCUUUCAUUACUUGUUUGCUGGCUUCAACUGUGUGCAGGGUCCCUUCAUCUUCUUCUUUCGGAUUGUUUUCAAUAAAGAAGCGAGAAACGCCAUGAAAUAUUGCUGUGGACACAAACACCCCGACCACAUGAUUAAAUCCAAAUCAUCGGGCUACAAUUGCAAUAGCAACUACAUGGAUGGCAAGUUGUACCACCUUCCCUUCGGGGAGUCCAGCGUCUCUCUGAACGGCACCAUGCAGAGCACCAAAAGUCAGCAUAGCUAUGUGCCUUUUGUACUCAGGGACGACUGUCUGAGCACCAGCCAGGCGCACAUCGCCCUCAAUGACCACACGUCGCUCUUCCACGAAACGGACGAGCGCGUGGUUGACGAUCGUGACAGCGACUCAGACAGUGACUUGUCACUGGAGGAUGACCAGAGCGGCUCCUACGCCUCGACGCACUCCUCCGACAGCGAGGACGAGGAGGGUCCUCUGCGUCCUGAAGAAUGCUGGGAAAACUUGGCGUCCAAUGGAGCUAAACGGCCACAAGCACAUGACGGCAGAUUGUACUGGCCUGCAGCAGCGAGUGAGGGAGAAGUUAGCGAUGCUGAGAGACUCAAGGUCAAUUCCGAGUCAUCGAAUGAGCGCAGCCACGAUGUGGUAUCGGUCCUGCUGCCCCCCAUGCCCAACUUCCACGCCCACCCCCACAAAGGCAUCUUAAAGAAAAAGCAGCUCUCCCCAAUCAUAGAGAGGAACGGCUUCAACCGCAUCCACAAUGAACUGUGCGACGACGGGCCGGGCUCAGCCUCCCCCCACGGCUCGUCCUGUAGCGAGCGACACUCCGGCAUCGCUAAGGCCAGCCUGCCCGAGCAGUUGAAUGGCGUCGCUGUGAGCAUCAAGGCAGGAACGGUGGACGGUGACUCGUCUGGAUCAGAAAGCCACUGCAACACUGCCAUGUGA